GUCAAGAACAGGGUCAGUGAGGCCAUACUCCCAUCACCCCAUUUCCCCCAAGACCCCUAACCCAGACCCUGGACACCUGAUCCGAGUCAGUUGCUAACAACUACUCCAUCCUUCAGUGUGCUCUGAUUCUAGAACAGUCCCAGCUUCCACACCCACCAGGGUGUGGUCUUGGGCCUGCAGCCUGGCCUCCCUGAGCCUAUUUCCUCGUCCAGAAAGUGUGAGAAUACCACCUACCUCACAGGGCCUCCUGAGGACUCCAUGCCAUAUUACUAUCAUUAUUGUUCUCCCCUCACACCUCCAGCACAUUCCUUUCCUCCCUUGUACCUCAUACCACCCUGUGAGGCCUGCAUCACAGAAUCAUCAUCCUUCAUUUUCCAGAUGAGGAGACUGAGGCCCAUAGUGGGGUAGUGACUUGCUCAGAGGCCCACAGAAGAGAGGCCGCUCCCCCCUCCAGCUGGAGGCCCUGUCCCAGCUGCCUUCACCCCACCCCAGCCCCACCACUAACCAGAGUCCUGUCCUCUGGGAUCUCAAUGAGUGUCUAGGCCCCUGUCUGGCUGAGCCAUGGAUGGAGAGGGAUGGGGUGUCUUGGGAGCUGAGGUGAGUGGCUCCUGCUGUCCCAGCCCCACUGGAGUCUCUGCCCCGCUGGCUGGGCCUGAGGCCAUGCCAAGGCUUCACCUCCCCAAGGUACCCCUCAGGAUGUUCCCCUGAACAGCACUUGCUUCAUGGACUCAGGAAGUGGAAGCCCCAGUGCCAUCUCUGACAGGGUAGGGGAUGACCAGGGCACAGGCUGGUAACACUUUGUUUCCUCUUCUACAUGAAGCUUCUGACUUCCAUUCAGGAAGGAUCCACUCAGAAUCCAUCCAUUCCCCAGACUCUUAUAAGCCAUGUGGGGCAUGAUGUCAUUGCCAACUAGACAUCCCAGUGAGAAUCCCGACUGUGACUGAUUAGCAGAGACUGCUACAGGGGCAGAGUAGGAAAUUGCAGAAUGCACCCAUAUCUGUCCCUGGUCCCGUCAUGUGGACCAAGGCUAGGCAGCCCGUUUGUCCACCUGGCCUGUGGGAUUCCCCUGCAGUGCCCAUCCCUGGGGCAGGGAGGGUACCCUCCUCUUGGAGAUGCAGUGAAGAUGGGAGGAGCAACAGGGGCCUGGAUUCCUGGGGACAGGCUGGACUGCUUUAGGGAGGAAAAGAACCCCUACCCACCCCAACAGCCUGGAGGAAGCUAAGUGCCCGCAGGAUGGACCAGCAUGGAAGCCAGACCCCUCCUGAUUCUGCCAGCUCAGCAACCCUUCCUAGAACAGCCCAGCUACCACCACUAUGUCCCAUUACCAGGCCCUCCUCUCCCUCAAACUGCCCCCACCUGCCCUGGGGUCAAACAGAUCCCACUUCCUGUUAAUCUAGACAAGAUGGGAAAUUUUCGAAGACACUUAAUCAGAAACAAAACUAUAUCCUGCCUAUUCCCCUUUCCUGUCUCACCCCUCCUCUCGUUCCAGACCUCCAGCCUCUACUCUACCUUGAUGAGCAGCUCCCUGCUCAGUGAGUUGUCUUUGCUGCACAGCUUUUGACAUUUUUGGGAGCACUUCCAGAGGGGAGGGGAAAGGAAAGAAGGGGAAAUAUGGGAAUUAUGGGAGUAGUGUGAGUACAAAUUCCUUUUUGAGAACUGAAAAGACGCAAGCUGUUUGGAUGAGGGUUUCCACCAGGUUCCUCUGAGCUCACAGGGCCCCAUGGUGGUCGAUUCAAGAGUGAGGCUAAAACCCUUAAUGGUUAAUGGAGAGGAUCAAACCUGGAUGCAAAAGACACCUUGAUUAAAAGCAAGUGUGCUGAAAUAUUCAUAAUGUGCACCUGGGGUGUUUGAGAAAUUAACAAAACCAGCUCUAAUUUCUAGAGAAACAGGUGGUAGUGCUUAGCGAUGGGUUAAAAACAAGUGCCUGGUGAGAAAAACCUGGCCUCUCCUGUGCUGGGAGAAUUCCCAGGAAGAAGAGUGAGUUAAAAGGAAAUCAAGAUGCAAAGAUCCCACAAAUGAUACCUAAUGACUACUACUUUGGCUGGUGGGUGGAAUUGGGGUUUUCUCCCUCCCUAACAAGGAUGAAGGAGGGAUAAAAAUACAUUGUCCCAAGAAUGAUGUGACUGUCAGAGAAUUUGCGGCAUCUAGGGAAAACUUGGAAAAAAACCUCAGAGGGCAGGAGCAGGUGGUGGUGAAUAACAGAGGGACAAGCAGGUAGAAUAGGGCCGUGUGACUAUAUGAUCUGGAGGAAAUGAAAAGAUGACAACCUGAAUCUUUCUUCGGGUAAGAGAAGCCUGUCUAGAUGUGUUUGUCAGGCAGAACGACAUAUGUGGGCAGCUUGGAAUGUGUGUGUGCAAGACACACCCAUCCUCUGCAGAGAACAUGCUCACAACGCAGAGCGAUUAUUAUAAGGGCAAAGCUGUGGGAGUAGGGGGGGGGGGGGUUGCUCCACAGCAGCAGUUGCUGGAGAAAUAAGGAAGUGGGAAGGCAGCUAGGGAACCUCUUCCCAAGCUCUCUAUAAAGAUUCACAGCUGAGACGAGCACGGGGCACCCCUCCUAAUAGGCAGGAGUCUCCUCAUUCGGCAUGCUAAAGAUUUCAUGGCUCCAGGCUGCUAAACCUCUCAGAGUCUCAAGCCUGAUGUUCAAAAGGGGAUAAAGUCCUGAGGCUGCUGUGAGGAUGGCAUGAGAUGUUCCACACCCCGGCACGGGACCCGGCCCACCGCGCGCAGUCACCCUACCUACCCUUCCCUGCUCCCGAGGACUUUCCCGACAGGACCUGCCCGUCACUACUCCGCCUGCUCUCGCCGCCGUCCUCCGGAAGGUCAGGCCCGGGCUCAGCCUCCUUCCCUCCCUCAGAGGCCUCAUGGGCCUCCCCGUGCGCUGGGCUCUCACGCCAGCUCCUGCCUCCGCUGAAACCCAGCUUGGGGCCAACGGGCCACCACGGAGGAUCAGCAUCCCAACAGAGGGGGCGACGCACAAGGGCAGCAGCCCACAGGGCCGCCGCCUCUCGACCACGCUGGAGGGACGCGGUCAGGGCGCGCUGAGCCCCGAGAGAGGUCAAGGCCAAGCAAGUCCUCCGGGCGCUGGGAAGCUACUCCCGGCCGGACCCCAGGGCAGGGUCCUCUCCUCCGGGCAGAGCUUCCCUCCCGGCGGCCCCAGGGCACGGUCUCCCCCACGCAGGCGCCCGCGGCUGCCCUCUGCUCCCGAGCGGCUGUCCACCCAGCCCGCCCCGAGACGCGCCGCUUCCCGGAGGGGCUCCGACGGCCUCUCCAGGGACCGGGCGCUGCCCGCUCGGCCUCCGCCAGCGCGGGGAGCGGGCGCCCCGAGAGUGUCCGCUCACACGGGGUCUGCCGGGGCCGGCCGCUCCCGCCUCCGGGACUCUCCGGGUCAGAGGCGGGACCCUCGGGUCCCUCCGCUCGCACACCGACCCCUGGGGGCUGCGCCACCCCACGCCUGAGAGCCCCCGGAGCGCUGUCCAAUGCCCGCAGGCCGGCCCCCGGGG
Messenger RNA from Equus caballus (horse), 3502 nucleotides. NCBI's taxonomy places the organism in Eukaryota, Metazoa, Chordata, Mammalia, Perissodactyla, Equidae. The record is from RefSeq and is a predicted model, not a curated record.